This is a messenger RNA of Gilbertella persicaria, 3118 nucleotides long. RefSeq lists its product as uncharacterized. Lineage: Eukaryota; Fungi; Mucoromycota; Mucoromycetes; Mucorales; Choanephoraceae. Gene Ontology annotation, cellular component: P-body; exosome (RNase complex). Gene Ontology annotation, molecular function: 3'-5'-RNA exonuclease activity; RNA binding. The record is from RefSeq and is a predicted model, not a curated record. The coding region runs from base 167 to 3043 and encodes 958 amino acids. The transcript is spliced from 8 exons.
ACUAGCUCCUACGCGACUUGGUUGCUGUCAAGAUAGAUUUUAUUGGCAUUUAGCCAGUUUAUCAACAGCUCAAACUCGGUCAUUUGCACUGUUCAUGCAACACUUGGAUAAUAAAAAGUCAUGACUUUUUUUUUCUUUUUUCUUUUUUUCUUCUUUUUUCUAUAGGAUGAGCAACAGAGGGAAUAGAUCCAAAGCGGACGAAGACACGAACUGGCGAAAAAGAAAACCACUCACUGAUCAACCCACACAUCGGUGGCAACCAAAAGACAGCAUCUCAUGGCAUCCUAACUGGGACAAAGAAACGCAACGAAAACCAAGACGACCUUUCGUGAAUAUGGACACGGUUACACAUUCGAGUAAAAGAGAAUCUCAAGCCACGCCCAUCGUGUGUGCUUGGACUCAGUUUGCGCAAGAAGCGAGCUCAUCAGUACCUGAGAAGGCGACGGAAGAACCAGCGAAUGCUUGGUUAGCUUAUUCUCAAAGUAACUUUUCGCCUGUCAGUAGGAACCAUGAGACAUCUCAGCCGUCAGAAUCGAACCAUCGCAAACACAAUGCUCAUCGCAAAGCCGUAUUUGCGCCUUAUCUUUCAUUCGAAGAACUCCAUCGUCGGAUGGAUCGAAAAGACGUGUUUGAGGGCAUAUUAAGACUUUCUCGUAACAAAGACGAUGCUUAUGUAACCAGUGAAGAAUUAGGAGCAGAUAUUUAUAUUGGUGGAAAAUUUGAUCGAAACAGAGCCAUGGAUGGCGAUUUAGUAGCUGUUGAAUUACUCGAUGUGGAGCAAGUAUGGCAGAAACGAAAAGAAAGAGAAUUAGGAAAAUCAAAAACAAAGGAAGUUGUAAAAGAGGAAGAAGAAGAAGAAGUGAACAAUGAUAAAGAAGAGGAGGAAGAAGAUUUAGAAGACAAAGAACAAAAGCCCAAGUAUUGUGGUAAAGUAGUAGGCCUGUUGGAAAAAUCGCCUAAUAUGGCGUAUUGUGGAACCAUUGUCAAGACUCGUUUUCUGGAUGACAAUAACAAUGAAGGAGAAAGUUCAGCAAGCCAAGGUCCACUUAAGAUGGCUUGGUUUAAACCACUUGAUAAAAGGUUACCUUUCUUCUUAUUAAGAAGUCAGGACAUCCCCAGUGAUUUUCUUGAAAAUGAAGAAUAUUACAAGACACGCUUAUUUUCGGCCAAGAUCCGUAGUUGGAAGCCAUUCAAUAAUAACCCUAUAGGUGCCAUUCUUGAAGAAUUAGGCAAUACCACUGAUUUUAAGACACAAAAGAGUGCUAUUUUAGCAGACAAUUCAAUUGACAUGAGUGAAUUUAGUGAAGUUGCCUUACAAUGCUUACCUGAAACCCCUUGGGAAAUUCCUGCUUCCGAAUACAAGAAAAGGCGCAACUUGUGUGAUGCACGCAUUUUUAGCAUUGAUCCUAAGACUGCUAAAGAUUUGGAUGAUGCAGUUCAUAUUACAGAGUUACCAGAUGGGUUUUUUGAAGUCGGUGUUCAUAUUGCAGACGUAACACACUUUGUCAAGAUGGGCACAGCUUUAGAUACAGAAGCAAGAGCAAGAGGUACCAGUACUUAUUUUGUAGACGGUGUGAUUCCUAUGCUUCCUCCUUUGUUGUGCGAAGAAUUAUGUAGUCUAAACCCAGCUGUAGACAGAUUGGCUUUUAGUGUCAUUUGGAAAAUGGACACAUUUGGUAGGCCAGUUGAUACCUGGUUUGGCAAGACAGUCAUAAGGUCUUGUGCCAAAUUAGCUUACGAAGAUGCUCAAAAAGUGAUUGAUGGAGGUGAACUAUCGUCUGACGUGCAAAUUCACGAUAGACAUGAUCCGGCACUUGUCUCCCAUGAUAUUCGAUUACUUCAGCGUAUGUCUGUCCAUAUGCGUAAAAGAAGAUAUGAAAAUGGUUCUUUGUCUCUUCAUUCUGUCAAAUUACAGUUUGUGCUGGACGACAAUGGCUCGCCUGUCGACGUAUUUGCAUUUGAAGCAAAAGAAGCUAACCAAUUGAUUGAAGAAUUCAUGUUGUUUGCUAAUAUCAGUGUAGCAAAUAAAAUCCUUCAAUCGUUUCCUGAAGAAGCAUUGCUUCGUCGACAUCAAGAUCCUUUAGAAAAAAGAUUGCAUCAAUUCAUCAAACUGACUGAUGUGUUAGGACUUGAUUUUGAUGGCAGCAGUGCUGGUUCGCUUCAAGAAUCGUUUAACAAAGUCAACAAUAAAAACGUCAAGGAUGUCUUAUUGAUAUUGGCUAUUCGAACCAUGCAACGAGCUAAAUACUUUUGUAGUGGCAAAGUAAGUAUUGACAAAUACCGACAUUAUGCUUUGAAUGAGUCUGUCUACACCCAUUUCACAUCACCCAUUCGUCGAUAUGCAGAUAUUGUGGUGCAUCGACUAUUGUCUGCUGCCAUUACUGCUCAAGAUGAGACACAAGUAACAUGUCCUUAUGACCGUAAAAUGGUACAAAAAAUAGCCUUCUCUUGCAAUGCUAAGAAAGAUGGAGCCAAGAAUGCUCAAGACAAUGACAGCAUGGUUUAUCUUAGCAGAUAUCUCUGGCAAAGGGAACAAUUGGAUGGUCCCAUUUAUAAGAAAGCAGAUGUGAUUGUUGUCUCAAAAGAUACAUUUGAAGUCUAUAUUCCUGAAUAUGGCCUCGAAAAGCGUAUUUAUCUUAAAGAUUUGCCAGUAGAAAAGUUUUAUUUUGACAGACAUACAUUGGCACUGGAUAUCUAUUGGAAGCGUGGUAUUCCUGUCACGAUGCGUAAUGAAGAAAAGAUUUAUGCUCAAGAAAGAGUCCGUCCAGAUGACUAUAGUGAUUCUGAUGAUGAUGAAGAAGAGAUUGUAGAUAGCUUGACAGGAUUAACGAUGCAAGACACACCUACUUAUGAUCCUGACCAUGUUGUAAAUGCCAAUGACUUAAUACCAGCUGUUGUAUUGGAUGAAGAAACAUGCCUGCAACGACUUCAAAUGUUUUCUACUAUUGAUGUGCGUUUACAAGUCAAUAUGGAAAGAAUUCCGCCUAUCAUUAAUAUUUAUCCAGUGAAUCCAUUUUCAGGGGAAGAAGAAAAACAACUCUAAUAAUUUAAAGUAUUGAUUUUAAAUAAAUAAACCUUAUUUGCUGAGUGUUUGAAUUUGCCAAGACACACAGCGUAC